AUGCCCAAAAAAAGUUCCCCUGUUUUUCAGAAAGUUUCUAAUCUACUAAACAUGUCAAUUUUCUUAGCAAAAAUGAGAAAACCCAUCAUUACAAGGUUAAUUUCUCUGAAAAAUGCGAAGAAAAUGAAGAAAUUUAGUCUUCUUAAGCAUUACAAUUAUGGGUAUAUUCAAGAAUACCAAUUUUCUCCUUCAAAUACACCAUUGAUUCAUUACUAUAACAGAAAAAAAUCAUUCAGAAAACAGAGGAGUUACAGAGAUAUAUGGUCUGUUUUCUUUAUUUCGAGAUGUUUGGGAAUGGCGAAAGUCGAAGAAGAAGAAAAAAAGAGAAGGUACCCAGUGUUGGAGUUGGAGAGAUUAGGUUCCAUGGAAGAAUUUACAGAUUUUCAUGGCAACGAUGAUGAUAAUGACGAUGAUGAUGAUGAUGAUUCGGUUGAUGAGAGAGCUGAGAAGUUUAUUGAAAGGUUUUAUGAAGAAAUUAAAUUGCAAAGACAAGAAUCAUUUUUGGAGAAGUUUAAUGCAAUGGUUGAGAAUUGA
Messenger RNA from Solanum verrucosum, 534 nucleotides. RefSeq lists its product as uncharacterized. The coding region runs from base 1 to 534 and encodes 177 amino acids. The transcript has a single exon. NCBI's taxonomy places the organism in Eukaryota, Viridiplantae, Streptophyta, Magnoliopsida, Solanales, Solanaceae. The record is from RefSeq and is a predicted model, not a curated record.